AUGUUCGCGCUAUUACCGUUGGACAACUUCACCCACGGUAUUUGGGAGAAUCCAUUCGCUUUAAUGCACCAAAUGGAUCGUCAUAUCCAGGAUAUCCGAGAGAGAAUGGGCUCAAUGGAUGUUCCGUCGACCGGUUCAGUGAGUGACUUUUUGAAGGACGCCUACGAAAUAGGUGAGGAUGGCAAGGUACAUUUCAAGCUGCCGAAGAGUAUUGAUGAUAGUCAACUGAAAUGUCGCAUGACAGAUGAUGGUGUUUUGAUGUUGGAGGCUCCAGUGAAGGUUGAUCAGAACCAGUCGUUGACGCUGAACGAGUCUGGUCAGGUGGGUGUUCGACCGAAAUCGGACAAUCAGAUUAAGGCAGUUCCUGCGUCUCAAGCACUUGUUGCAAAAGGUGUUCAUGGUCUAUCGUAUGUGGAUGAUGGUUCAGGUGGCAAGCGAUUGCAUGUUGAGGUUCCAGUGGACCCAGUGUACAAGCCUGAAGACUUGUGUGUGAAUGUUGAUUCGAAUCGUGUUGUGGUUAGUGGACGUCAUCAUAAGCAGAAGAGUGGUCAAUAUGGAAAGUCAAGUUCAUUUGCAGAGUUCAGUCAGUCGUAUGCGAUUCCCGAGACAGUUGAUCCGUUAUCUGUUUCUGCUCAGGUAGUUGGCAAUACAUUGGUAUUGGAGGCGCCAUUGGAGAAGCAACAUGCAAUUACUCACUAG
Schistosoma bovis is the source of this 699-nucleotide messenger RNA. The record is from the annotation of a GenBank genome assembly. NCBI's taxonomy places the organism in Eukaryota, Metazoa, Platyhelminthes, Trematoda, Strigeidida, Schistosomatidae.